AUGGACUCUUUUGAGUAUAACGAAAGUCCGAGCCGUAUCGUCUUCGGGAACGGUAGCCUGAAAAAGGUCAUAAACGAGCUGGAUCAGCUUAGUUUGUCGAAGCCUCUAGUUCUGUCCACCCCGAAUCAAAUCGAUCACGCCCAACAGCUCGUGGAUAUCCUCCAAGGAAAGGCGGUUGGGAUAUUUACAGAGGCCACGAUGCAUACUCCAGCAGCAGUAACCGACAAGGCUAUCGAUUACGCAAAGUCUCGAGGCGCUGACUGUGUGGUCUCUAUUGGAGGGGGCAGCACAAUUGGGUUGGGAAAGGCCAUCAGCUUGGCUCUGCGGAACGUGUCUGGGCAGCGCGGCAGCUUCAAUCUGUCUCAUGCCGAAACACACACCGCACUCUUACCUCACGCCCUUUCCUACAACGCGCUCAAGGUGCCCGAAGCAAUGAGGAGGCUGGCCCUUGUUUUGCCAGGAAGCAAUGGUGACGCAAUUCACGGCUUGAAUGUGCUCCUGGCCAAGCUUCAAGUCAGCACAAGGCUCCGAGACUUGGGGAUGAAGGAGGAGGACAUUGACAGGGCCGCCGACAUCGCCACAAGCAACUCGUACUGGAACCCGAGAGAGAUUGAGAGAGGGCCAAUCCGUGAGCUGAUCCGACGAGCAUGGGCAGGGGAGCCGGCUCGGGCUGAUUUGGAGGGAAUUUGA
Molecule: messenger RNA, 690 nt
Organism: Clonostachys solani
Lineage: Eukaryota; Fungi; Ascomycota; Sordariomycetes; Hypocreales; Bionectriaceae
Source: the annotation of a GenBank genome assembly